Molecule: messenger RNA, 1463 nt
Organism: Lucilia cuprina (Australian sheep blowfly)
Lineage: Eukaryota; Metazoa; Arthropoda; Insecta; Diptera; Calliphoridae
Product: ras-related and estrogen-regulated growth inhibitor
Exons: 4
Coding region: 389-1360 (323 amino acids)
Molecular function (GO): GTP binding; GTPase activity
Source: RefSeq, a predicted model, not a curated record
GUAACUAAAUAACUAUGAAUUUCGAUAAAAAAAAACACUUUACACACUUUAAGUGACAAAAAUCAGAAAACAAUUGACUGUAAGACUUUUUGUUUUCGUUUUUGUCCAGAAUAUUUAUGCGUAAUAUUUUCCUUUUACUUAUUACUUAUGUAAGAGCUAUAGAACUUGAUACACACAGUUAUUUUUUCGUCCUUUAAUUGGGAAAAUUUGCUACAACAGGUAUUUUUUGGAGAAUGGUUAACCGGUCGUGACUAAAUCUAUUUUGGUGGGAUUUAAUGAAAGUGAUUGUUUUUUUUUUUUUUUUGAAGUGUCCAAUUGUUCAGAACUUUAUUUCGGGAAUAUGUAAUUGUUUUCAUAAAAUACUUAUGUGUGUAUUUUAUCCUGCCAAAUGAACACAACAUCACCAAAAUCAUCGCUGGCUAAACUUGGUAUACACACCAAACCUAAAUCCCUAAAAGUAAUGGUUCUUGGGCAAAGUGGUGUGGGUAAAACGGCAAUGGUUGUACGUUUCAUAACACGUCGCUAUAUCGGAGAAUAUGAUCCCAACUUAGAGAAAAUUUAUACAUUUAAUACUUCCUUAGAUAAUGAUUAUGUACAUUUUGAUAUUCUAGAUGCAACGGGACAACCAAAUGAAGCCGAUUGUGUUAAUUUGGAAUCCAAUAUACGUUGGGCGGAUGCCUUUAUACUCAUGUAUUCCGUAACGGACAAAUGUAGUUUUGACGAGUGUAAUCGUUUGAAAUUUUUGAUCAAUUACAAUAAACGUAGACGAAAAUUGGGUUCCAAUAGCAAAGACUGUAUGGCAGAGGUGCCAGUUAUAUUAGUUGGUAAUAAAACUGAUCAAAUAGGCGAUAGAAUGGUAACGCUCGAGGAGGGUCAACGAAGGUUUAAAGAACUGAGCUGUGCUUGUUUUCAUGAAAUUUCUGUACGAGAAAGUGUGGAACAAGUACAAUCCGUAUUUCGUGAUGUUUUUCGCUUUUGGCGUGUAUUUAGUAAGUUCCCCAAAUUAAAACGUUCUACCAGUGAUGUACAAAACGAAUCCCUAAGUCCCGACUCAGGAUGUUCCUUUUACGAUACAGCCUAUUUGGCUAAUGAAACUAGAAGAUCAUUUUUAGUCAUUGGUACUGCGUGUUUAGAAGAGAACGAUCAUUCCGAAUCCACCGAUGAGAUUAGUUGCAGUAGUUUAAGAAGUUCUAGCAGUGAACUAGAAACACCAUUUCGUAGUCGUGCCUCUACCGAUGGCACGCUAUUGUCACGACCUCGAAGAUGGCGUUAUCCCCCACCGGAUUGCCGAUUACCUCAUACGAAUCGUGUAGAGAGACGCAUGAGUAUUUCUACACGUGGUAGUAAUGCUAGUUAUUAAUAUUAGUUUAAAUUAAAAAUAUUUAAUAUAAAAUGCUUUUUUAUUAAUGUUAUUUAGUAAAAUUUAUAUUUUAUAUACUGGCUAAAUAAAUAUUUUUUGUGCA